Molecule: messenger RNA, 1428 nt
Organism: Entrophospora candida
Lineage: Eukaryota; Fungi; Glomeromycota; Glomeromycetes; Entrophosporales; Entrophosporaceae
Source: the annotation of a GenBank genome assembly
AUGAAUAAUUCACAAGUUGUAAAAAAAGGGUAUAUUGCUGUUAAAGAGGAAGGCUUAAGGGCUUUUCUAUGGUCAAAGAGAUGGUUAUUGUUAAGAGAACAAACUUUAACAUUUCAUCGGAACGAGAAUACAUAUCAAGCAGUUGCGUUAAUUUUUCUUAAAGAAAUUAAAAAUCUUCAAAGAACAGAAUUAAAACCAUAUUGUUUUGAAGUUCAAACAAAAGAUAAAAAUUAUUAUCUUUCUUGUAAAAAUGACGAAGAAUUAUAUUCUUGGAUGGACGAAAUUUAUAGUCGAUCUCCAUUAAGUGGUGUUUCAACUCCGACAAAUUUUGUUCAUAAUGUACACGUAGGAUUUGAUCCAGUGAGUGGAAUGUUUACGGGAAUGCCUGAUCAAUGGUCAAAGCUAUUAACAGCUUCAGCUAUAACAAAAGAAGAUUAUGAGAAAAAUCCACAGGCUGUUUUAGAUGUGUUGGAAUUUUAUACAGAAAAUCAAAAGAGAGAAAAUGAAGGAUAUGAUGAUCUUGAUGCAAUACCAAGAUAUCCAAAUAAUGUAGCUCAAAAGAAACCACCACCAGAAAAAAGGAUUAGUACAAUGACAGAAGCACAAAUUAUGGAAAAACUAAGAUCUGUGGUAACACAGGGUGAUCCAACAUCAAUAUAUAGUAAAAUCAAGAAAGUUGGUCAAGGUGCAUCUGGGUCGGUUUACGUUGCCAAAUCCUAUGCAACCACUUCUAAUUCCAAAGUAGCUAUAAAACAAAUGGAUCUUUCACAUCAACCACGAAAAGAAUUGAUUGUUAAUGAAAUUCUUGUAAUGAAGGAAUCUCGACAUCCAAAUAUUGUAAAUUAUCUUGAUUCAUAUUUAGUAAAAAGUAAUGAACUUUGGGUUAUAAUGGAAUACAUGGAAGGUGGUCCUUUAACAGACACUUGUAAAGGACUUCAGCAUCUUCAUGAACGGAGUAUCAUUCAUCGUGAUAUUAAAAGUGAUAAUGUUUUAUUAGACGCUUAUGGUCAUGUAAAAAUAACCGAUUUUGGAUUUUGUGCCAAAUUAACCGAACAAAAAAAUAAAAGAGCAACAAUGGUUGGUACACCAUAUUGGAUGGCACCUGAAGUCGUUAAACAAAAAGAGUAUGGCGCCAAGGUUGAUAUUUGGUCUCUUGGAAUUAUGGCAAUUGAAAUGAUAGAAAAUGAACCACCAUACCUAGAUGAAGAACCAUUGAAAGCCCUAUAUUUAAUUGCAACAAAUGGAACUCCAACUUUAAAGAAACCUGAUAAAUUAUCUAUGGAACUUAAAAGGUUUCUGGCCGUAUGUUUGUGUGUAGAUGUUGGAAAACGUUCAACAGCUUUGGAGCUUUUAGAUCACGAAUUUCUCAAGAAAUCUUGUCCAUUGUCAGAUCUUGCACCUUUACUUAAAUUCAAGACAUCUAAAUAA